This is a messenger RNA of Labeo rohita (rohu), 891 nucleotides long. It is a transcript of the gene btf3l4, whose product is annotated as basic transcription factor 3-like 4. The transcript has 6 exons. The record is from RefSeq and is a predicted model, not a curated record. The coding region runs from base 107 to 583 and encodes 158 amino acids. NCBI's taxonomy places the organism in Eukaryota, Metazoa, Chordata, Actinopteri, Cypriniformes, Cyprinidae.
UAAAACAACAAAACAACGUGACGUUUUUAGUCUUUUAGUCUGACCACUUCCGCCUUGUUCAUUCAACGCAUGCUUCUCUGAGCAGCUGUGUUUAUCAGAAGUCAGUAUGAACCAAGAAAAAUUGGCUAAACUUCAAGCCCAGGUCCGGAUAGGGGGCAAGGGAACAGCACGCAGGAAGAAGAAGGUGGUGCACAGAACAGCAACAGCUGAUGACAAGAAACUCCAGAGUUCAUUAAAGAAACUUGCUGUCAAUAACAUAGCUGGCAUUGAAGAGGUGAAUAUGAUUAAAGAUGAUGGCACGGUCAUUCACUUCAAUAACCCCAAAGUGCAGGCGUCUCUGUCUGCCAAUACGUUCGCCAUCACAGGCCACGCAGAGACCAAACAGCUUACGGAAAUGCUCCCGGGAAUCCUCAGUCAGCUCGGCGCUGACAGCCUCACAAGUCUGCGCAAACUUGCCGAGCAGUUUCCCAGACAGGUUCUCGACAACAAAGCUCCGAAAGCGGAAGAUAUCGAUGAAGAAGAUGAUGAUGUCCCAGAUCUUGUAGAGAACUUCGACGAGGCGUCGAAGAACGAGGCAAACUGAAUAUUGGACCUUCAGUAACUACUGUUCAGGACAAAGUCUCCUGCAGUAUUUUUAAAUUAGAGUGACAGACAUAUCAUUUCAACACUAUCAAGUGAAACCAGAGACUUUUAUAUCAUAAAUUGGCUCCAGAUCCAUCCCUGACCUUCUCCUGCAUUUAUACAGAAAGAUGGAUGGUUACAUGAAUCCUUAACGGGUUAUAAACCUUAAUCAAGUUGCAAGUUGAAAUGCUAGUUUUGAUGGCUAUGGCUAUAAAAAUUAGUCUUAAUUUUUUUCUGUUAAUUAAAUAAAAAUAAAGCUCAUAAAACUUU